This is a messenger RNA of Macrosteles quadrilineatus (aster leafhopper), 2762 nucleotides long. It is a transcript of the gene NaPi-III, whose product is annotated as sodium-dependent phosphate transporter 1-A. The coding region runs from base 306 to 1988 and encodes 560 amino acids. Lineage: Eukaryota; Metazoa; Arthropoda; Insecta; Hemiptera; Cicadellidae. Gene Ontology annotation, cellular component: membrane. The record is from RefSeq and is a predicted model, not a curated record. Gene Ontology annotation, biological process: phosphate ion transmembrane transport. The transcript has 15 exons. Gene Ontology annotation, molecular function: phosphate transmembrane transporter activity.
UGUCUGCUAAACGUUUGUCCGUCCCGUUCUGUAUUCUGUACCGGUUCCGUGUUCUGCGCGAAUAAUACAUCCUUGGUAUUCUCUCCUGAGCUUCUGGAUUGAUCAAAUCAUCUGGACCAUCUGUUUCUGGAAGCGUCCACACCGCUGACUCCCGCGGGCGUCACACACCUCCAACAUGCCUACCACGAGUCACUACGUCCUCAGCCACGUCAGAAAGAGAACUGAACGUAUAGCCCGAUGAACUAGUGUAGUCCGCUAAGCGAUCUAGCUGUGAUAUUAGUCUAAGUGUAAGUGUAAGUGAGGACAUGGAGCCGUGGGCGCCUGAGAAUGUUUGGCUGGUCGUGGUCAGCUUCGUGGUCGCCUUCGUGCUGGCCUGUGGUAUAGGAGCCAACGACGUGGCCAACAGUUUCGGCACCAGCGUAGGAUCCAAGGUGCUUUCGGUGAAGACGGCUUGUUGGCUGGCGACGGUCUUCGAGUUGGCAGGCGCCAUGCUGAUUGGCUAUAAGGUGUCCGAUACAAUGAGAAAAGGCAUCUUGCAAGUCUCUCUGUACGAAGGCGCAGAAGAAGAGUUCAUGAUCGGUCUACUCUCCUCCCUGGCGGGAAGUGGUAUUUGGCUGAUCCUGGCGACCUUCUUCAAGCUGCCAAUCUCGGGGACGCACUCCAUAGUUGGCGCUACUGUCGGCUUCUCGCUCGUCUGCCGAGGCACUCGGGGGCUCUCAUGGUCCACUCUGGCCACUAUUGUGGCAUCUUGGUUCAUCUCACCGGUGAUGUCAGGUGUUGUCUCCGUCACUUUGUUCCUGCUGAUCAGGAGGUUUAUUCUCCGUUCUCCUUCCCCGCUGGUCCCCGGUCUGCGCUCUCUGCCACUCUUCUAUGGAGUGACCAUCGCCAUCAAUGCCUUCUCUAUCUGCCACGACGGCCCUGAACUUCUGUACAUGGACAACAUCCCGACAUGGGUGGCGGUGGUGAUCAGUCUAGUUCUUGGUAUCACGUCGGCGCUGGUCGUACAGCUGGUACUGGUGCCGUGGCAGAGGUCAAAGAUUCUCGAAAUGAUGGGAACAGCUACUAAAGCUGACGUCCAGUUUGCUUUCGGAUACGAAACAGACUCAUCGCGAGAAGGCAGUCCGAGGCCGGUUCUCCGCGAGAAUACUCCUCUACCAGUGAUCAGCGAGAACGUGAAGGAGCCGACACAACUGUACACGUUCCCACGAGAACCGCUGGGUGCCACCAACAAUGGCUACUCUCUCGCGGAGACUCAGCUACAUCAGGCCAGCGGAAACAAGGACCAAGUUAACGGGGGAGGAGCUACGAAGGUACCUACUGAUCCAGUGCUUCUGAACAUUCCGACAAAUGGAACCAACACUCCAGCUUACGGUUUGUCGCCUAACAGCAGUGCAGUUCCCCUUAUUAAGGAAAGGACUUUGGAGCCAUUGACUUUGGAGCCGAACACCGUUGGGUCAGGAACUUUCGAUGAUCCUCCUGAGGUCACCAGGAUCUUCUCAUUCCUUCAGAUUCUCACGGCAACAUUUGGAUCUUUUGCCCAUGGAGGCAAUGAUGUCAGCAAUGCCAUUGGCCCGCUGGUGGCAGUCUGGCUGGUGUUCACGGAAGGUUCGGUUCAACAGAAAGCUCCUACGCCACUCUACAUUUUGCUGUAUGGUGGAGUCGGAAUAUCCGUUGGGCUGUGGCUGUGGGGUCGCAGGGUCAUCGAGACUAUUGGUGAAGAUCUCACCAAGAUUACUGCCUCCACUGGAUUCACCAUAGAGAUUGGUUCUGCAAUGACUGUUUUGUUGGCUUCCAAGAUCGGUCUGCCCAUCUCCACCACCCAUUGUAAGGUCGGCUCCGUAGUUUUUGUUGGCUGGGCGAACGCUUCUGCUGGAGGUGUCGAUUGGACUCUAUUUCGCAAUAUAAUCUCCGCGUGGGUGGUGACUGUACCGAUUGCCGCAGGCCUCUCCGCACUCUUCACUGCUAUCCUGCGAGCCAUUGUCCUCUAACUUGCCCAUCGCUCAACUCGUUCGUUCAAGAUCUUCGCUCGCUGACUUGGCCUACAAUUUAUCUUUAAACUUUUAUACUCUUUUAUUUACGAUAUCUGUAACCGAAGAGCUUAAUAUUUUCUACACUGGAUAUUAUGCAAUAUUUUAGAUCAUAUUUAAGUACUUUUGGUGUAAUCUUGAACGGACGAUGAAAACUAGGUGCUUUUUGUUGAGGUAAAGUCGAAGAUAAUAUUUUACUAUUUAGAUAGUAAGGAUUCGAAAUAAAUGUCACCUUAUACAACCGCUAAUGUUAUUUUUUCAAUCGUCCUGUGCUUUCUUGUUUCAUGUGGAUCUAGAUGGUUUAGGUUUUGUCACGUACCUGAUUUGAAUAUUGAAAAUUACUUGCAAUAGAUACAUGUUUUCUAUUUAAAUUGAUGUUCCCUUUAAGAGGUAAAGAUAAAAAGCUUUAAAACGUCCUUUGUGAAUGUGACUUUUUUGUACAACUUUCAAAAGUCGUGUAGCAAAAGUUUUGAUUUAUAAUAUCUGGAAAUUUGUUCGAUGAGAGCUUCAGAGUUUUAGUCUAGACUGUGCCUUUGUCAGGUCAAAUUAUGAGGAAGAGAACAAAGUCGUUUUCUGACUCAAAUUGUUGCAAGUUGCAUAUAGUUAUUGGGGUCUAUUUGUACAUGAUGAAACAUUGAUUGGAUCCAUUUUCAAAAUCAUUGAAACACUAUUUUACAAAUCUGUUAUAAACUGAAAUGUUGAGUAACAAUUUUAGAUUAAAAUGGUUGAAACUUU